Molecule: messenger RNA, 1749 nt
Organism: Musa acuminata AAA Group (dessert banana)
Lineage: Eukaryota; Viridiplantae; Streptophyta; Magnoliopsida; Zingiberales; Musaceae
Product: F-box protein SKP2A-like
Exons: 6
Coding region: 195-1301 (368 amino acids)
Biological process (GO): SCF-dependent proteasomal ubiquitin-dependent protein catabolic process
Cellular component (GO): SCF ubiquitin ligase complex
Molecular function (GO): protein binding
Source: RefSeq, a predicted model, not a curated record
GAACUGUGCCAAUCCAUAGCCAUCCCUCCAUUCUCCCUCGUGAUCGCUUCCUCUUCCCCUCGUCCGUCCGUCCGUCCGUGGCGGGGCUUCUCUUCGUCCGGAACGGGAGCUCGGAUCCCGGUCUUCGAUCAGGCGACCGCGUUUCUUUGAAAGAAGUUAGAAUUAUGGGCUACAAUUGAUGAGGUUCUGCUGAUAUGUCUGGUGGGAGUCCCGCGUCCGUAGAUUUAGAGGUGUGGUUCAAUAGCCUCAUAGUUUCAGGUGACGGGGGGAAGAUGGAGAGGUCAGCAGUGGCUAUUGCAGGUUGGAAGGACCUACCUACGGAGCUGCUGCUUAGAAUUCUUUCGCUCCUCGAUGAUAGCACCGUGUUUGUGGCUUCGUCUGUUUGCAAAGGCUGGAGGAUUGCCCUGUGCCUGGGGCUUACAAGUUUCUCCCUAUCAUGGUGCAAAAAUAACAUGAACAAUCUCGUGCAAUCAGUCAUCCCCAAGUUUGUGAAGCUGCAGGUUUUAUCUCUUCGACAAAAUUACAGACUUCAACUCGAGGAUGGUGCUGUUGAGACAAUUUCUAAUUAUUGCCAUGACUUGAAGGAUUUAGACCUUAGCAAAAGCCGUAAACUGAGCGAUCGCUCUUUAUAUAAUUUGGCCCAUGGAUGCCCCUGUCUAACAAAGCUCAACAUCAGUGGGUGCUCAGCUUUUAGUGAUUCUGCCCUUGCACAUCUAGCUAGUUGCUGUAGAAACCUAAAAUAUUUGAAUCUUUGUGGAUGUGUGAAGGCUACAUCUGACAAAGCUCUACAGGCUAUUUCAUACCAUUGCAAUGAGUUGCAAUCUUUGAAUCUGGGUUGGUGUGACUGUGUCACUGACAAAGGAGUUACCAGUUUGGCCACAGGCUGCCCCAAUCUUCGGGCUUUGGACUUGUGUGGUUGUGUCCUUAUCACAGAUGAAAGUGUGAUUGCACUAGCAAAUGGUUGUCCUCAUCUAAGAUCUCUGGACUUGUAUUACUGCCAGAACAUCACCGACAGGGCUAUGUAUUCACUAGCAAAUAGCUGUGUGAACCAUAACCAUGGAUCACGGCGAAUCAGCAGUAUCGACAAGGGUGGUCUGAUGAACCUCAAUAUCAGCCAGUGCACGGCUUUAACACCACCUGCUGUUCAAGCUGUCUGUAACUCAUUUCCAGAACUGCAUACCUGCCCUGAGAGGCAUUCACUCAUCAUCAGUGGCUGUCUCAGCCUUACUUCUGUGCACUGUGCUUGUGCCAUCCAAGCCAACCGAGCAAGUAGGACUGCUUUGGCAAGCCAUGCUUACUGAACAUCAACGAAUGUGUGAUUUCAACAGCUAAGUAAAGAUCAAAGCUUUACGUGACGUGCAUUUGUACAAGAUUGUACUGAAUAUGAUGGAUCUGGAUACUUAUAUCGCUUCCUAGUUCUGAAGACUUUGGACCUUGGUGUGUAUGGAUGGGGACUCUAAACGAGUGUACAUUGCAAAGAUUGCUUCACAUGUUGUGUACAUAGCUAAUUAAUGUCCUAAAUAAGUGUACUCAGAAUCUUAGCUCGACUUCACUCCCUCGAGCAUUGCUUUGAACCUGUAAGUGGUGCAAGCCGAAAGGCACAUGCUAGGUUUUUAAUACUAUGGUAAACCCGAUAUCUUUCAGUAGAUAUCAACGCCCAGAGAAAUGGUGUGAAGUUUGUAAAUGUCUCGUGUCCUUGUUGGUUUGGUUUAGGGCUGCAAUUUCAAAUCCAAAUAAUACUUUUGUUUU